AUGGAAACGUACGAUAAAUUGGUGAAAGUGUUCGGUGAUAAAGCCCUGAGUCGUGCUCAGGUAUUUCGUUGGCAUAAAAUUUUUAAAAAUGGUCGUGAAAGCGUCGGGGAUGAACCACGAAGUAGGAGACCGGUUGAAGUUCGAACUGACAACAAUGUUCAGCGUGUGCGCACUCUCGUGCAUCAAGAUCGGCGUUUAACCGUUCGAAUGUUGGCUGAUGAACUUAAUUUGAAACGAGAAACCGUCAGAAAAAUUUUAACUGAUGAUUUGUCCAUGAAAAAGCUGUGUGCAAAGAUGGUACCGAAGAACCUUUCGGCGUGCCUUCAGUGUGUCUUCAGUAUUUAUUAUUUUCUUUCAUGCCACUAACGUUCAUUAAAAGCAAAAAUGUAUUAAUAAAUAACGGGUUUAGUUAUACUGCACAUCAAAGAUAUGAAAAAAGGUUGUUUGGAAUUGUACAGAAUAUAAAAAAUUGUUAUGCAAAAGUCGAUGGCAUACUACAACCAAUGAAGAAUCAGGUAAAAUAUACUUGUAUUAUAUAUUAUAUACUAUAUAGAAUUCAUUAUUUAAUUUAAUAUUAACUUUUAGAAAUCAAAACUUAAUUUUAACAAACUUCGUUAAGAAUCUUUUUUCGUAUUUCGGUAUACCCAUUUAUAGUGAUCUAAAAAAAAUUAUUGUUAGACAAAUUACUGAAUAUUUGUAUUAUUUUCGUAAUAUUUAGCUACAUUGGUACACGAAAAGAAAAAUUUGGGUUUUACACACAAAUAUGAGAAAUAUUUCUAAGAAAAAAUGUCCAAAAAAUUAAACAAUUUAUUUAAAAUAUAUUAUUUACAUUAUUGUAAAUUAUGGACGAUGAUUGCAGAAGUCCUGGACUGUGUUUAUUAUUACUAAUAUUAUUAUUACUAUUAUUAUUACUGUGUUUAUUUACUGGAGUGUUUAUUAUUUAAAUAAUAAUUGUUAUUAUUUAGUGCAAAUUAAUAAAUAAUGAGAUAUCAAAUAUUCAUACUUUUUUAAAAGGCAUUACCCAUAAUUUUCAUUACUAACUUAACUUUUUCAUACCCAUUUUAUUAACAAUCAUUUGUUUAUUUUAAUUGUAGUUUACCGAUUUUAGUAUAUAGUAUUCUAGAUGAGCAUUAUUUUGACACCGUAUUUUUUUUUCCAACGGAUAUUUUUGCACUAGACCAAAUUUCACAGACCAUGUGUCACGGGAUAUUAUUUACCUGAUCAAAACGUGGAACUGAACGUUAUAACCAGAAUAAUAAUAAGAAUAACAUAAAAUCGCAUCGUCUUACCCUCCAAAAUAUUUCCCAAUUUCAAUUUUAUAAUAGGUGCUUUUACUCUAAAAUUAAAAUUAAGCGAACUCUACGCAGAUUGCUUAAGGUAGAUUUUGCUAUAUCGCCCGUUAAUUAGAGUGAGAAAACACAUGCGGGUAUAGCGUCUUCUUAAUAUAUUUAUGUAACAAUUUAAAAUUAUUGUAACGUAGUUUAUUGUAGUAUUAGGAGGGUGUGGGUGGCAAAGAGCCCUCCAAGGAUAUGUGUACCAUAAAAUAUUUUAGCACCCUUUAAGUUUACACCUAAUGUUCGUCUAUGGCACUUGCAGAUUUGUAAACCAGAUUGGAUGUUGCUGAACAUUCUGUAUUAUUUACAGACCUGCAAGUAGCUAUAAUUUACAAUACCAAAUUCGUUUUUGUAACUCCUUGCAGAACGAUUUACAGAUUGAUAUUAUCAUUUUAUCAAUGUCAUUAUUGAUAAUUUUUUUUUAGAAUUUAUUAUUGACCUAACUUGGUACAAACUGGUAUAACAAUACAUUUUUUACCGGUUUACUAACGCUUGAUACCGAUUAUUUUACACCAGUCAUAAAUAUUCGGCGAUGGAAAUCGGUGAAAAAUUGUAUAAGUAGAUUGUGAAUAAAAAUACUCGCUCUACGUGGACUAUACAAAAAGAUUGUAGAGUUUGUAGAGAGGUUACUGGGUCGGAGUAACCCAUGCAUAUGCGAUUAAAAUGUAUGAUAGAGGAUUUAAGUAGGACAAAAUUAUUAAACCAAACAAAGUUUAGGAUUGUAGGAACGAAAGAUUUAAAUCUAGAGGCAAUAUCAAGAGGCAGAGUAUUCCAAUAUUUGGAUUAAAGAGAAGAUACGUGGUUUUAUAGUAUCGUACUAAAAUCGGACCAAGGAAUUAAGGAAAAUGAAGGACAUAUAAGAUUUGAAGAGGAUUUGAUCAAGGAAUCUGCUAUUUCAUUGCCCUGA
This is a messenger RNA of Cinara cedri, 2241 nucleotides long. The record is from the annotation of a GenBank genome assembly. NCBI's taxonomy places the organism in Eukaryota, Metazoa, Arthropoda, Insecta, Hemiptera, Aphididae.